AUUUCGUUUAUAUCUAUUUAUAUAUAUAUAUAUAGAGAGAGAGAGAGAGAGAGGGAGAAUCUGAAAUCGUAUGUCUGGAAAUCGUAUGUCUGAAGUUUUUUCUUUCUCUAAGACAAGGGGCAUUUUUCUACACGCCUUCACCAAAUGAGACAUCUUCCCAAGCACGUAUAUCUCUGUUCUUAUUUUCUCUCCAACUUUCGACAUUAAGGGGGGCAGUGUCACGCAUCUGCAGCCCAUUUUUCUAAUGGAAGCUUAGAAAUCUAGAACAAGGCCUCAUCAAUUAGGCGGAGAGAGUCGGCUAGAUGGCGGCAGCGGCAUUGGCGCGGACCAGGUCUGCUCUUACUGCAUUCUCAGUGAUCAUCAACGACGUCGUAAGCUUCCUUGUAUUCUCCUUCCUCGACCUCCUGGACCUCAUCCUGUGUUACGCCUACCGCAUUGCCGAUUAUAUGAUCGAGUCCGAGUGGAAGCCAUGCUACUGCACCUCCGCCCUAGAGGCCAUCAACGGCAGCGGUGGCAAUAUCCUGGUCUCGGAAAGGGGCGAGCUGGCGAAGGUGGUCCGGCUAAGCUCGAGCCGGCUCCAGCUCGAGGAUGUGUCUGACACGCUCUACUCCCGGCCCUCCCUAGUGGCAGACGUCUCCCAGUCCACCGUCAAGCGGCUCGCAAGUCGCAGCAGCAGCAGGAGCUACUCAGUGAGGCAACAAAAGAGGUUCGGAACGGCGAGGACUUCGGGCUCGGGUUUCAGGCUGAACUCCAACAUUGUUGAGAUGCUCAAGGAUCGGAUCGUGGGGAUGAAGCCACAUCCCAUUCCGAGGUGGUCCGACUGCAACUGCAAAUGUUGCACCUCGUGGACAGAUUCUAGAAGUAAAUCCCUCUUUGUCAGGUCAAAAGGCGCUAAAGGUUACACGAAGGAAGAUGUGCUCUUCAUCCACGGGUUCAUUUCUUCGUCCACAUUCUGGUCAGAGACCGUGUAUCCUAACCUGUCGGAGUCAGCCAAGUCGAGCCGACGGUUCUUCGCGGUGGAUCUGCUCGGGUUCGGGAGGAGCCCGAGGCCAACGGACUCGCUGUACACCCUGAGGGAGCAUGUGGAGAUGAUAGAGAAGUCAGUGGUGGAGGCCCACAAGGUCAAGUCCUUCCACAUUGUGGCCCACUCCUUGGGCUGCAUCCUGGCCGUUGCUUUGGCCGUCCGGCACCCACAGUCCGUUAAAUCCCUCACUUUGCUCGCGCCGCCGUAUUAUCCAGUACCAGAAGGGGAGCAGGCAACGCAAUACGUGAUGAGGAAGGUGGCACCCCGGCGGGUGUGGCCGCUCAUAGCGUUCGGCGCGUCGAUUGCGAGCUGGUAUGAGCACAUCUCUCGAACUGUUUGCCUGCUCAUCUGCAAGAACCACCGGCUUUGGGAAUUCCUACACAAACUCCUCGGCAUAAACAGCAUCCCCAUGUUCUUGCUCGAAGGGUUCUUCUGCCAUACGCAUAACGCGGCAUGGCACACCCUCCACAACAUCAUCUGUGGCACUGCCGGGAAGAUGGACGGCUAUCUCAGUACUGUCAACAACAGCAUGGAGUGUGAUGUCAACAUCUUUCAUGGAGAGUAUGAUGAGCUGAUCCCUGUAGAAUGCAGCUACAACGUCCAACGGAAGAUCCGCAGGGCCAGGGUUAGGGUUAUCGAGAAAGAAGACCACAUCACCAUUGUUGUUGGGAGGGAGAAGGCUUUUGUUAAGGAGCUUGAAGACAUUUGGAAGAAAUCACCAUCGAUUGGUCAUCAAGAGUCCUGAUUAAUUUGUUGUAGUUUCCCGAAGUAGGCCUCCUAAUUAUUAGUUAAGAAUAUAUGAAAAGUUGGAUAAGAAAAUGGUUAAUGCUCUAUUAUUGGCAAACUCCAUCUUCUCCGCCUUUGGAUGUAAUUUUCCUUGCUAUAAAGUCGGGAAUCAUAUAAGAGUUCGAUAAUUCCCGUGUAAUUGCAAUGUUGGCUACAUAAAAUUAUAAGAUGUUCCAUUGAGCCUGCA
This is a messenger RNA of Punica granatum (pomegranate), 1997 nucleotides long. NCBI's taxonomy places the organism in Eukaryota, Viridiplantae, Streptophyta, Magnoliopsida, Myrtales, Lythraceae. The record is from RefSeq and is a predicted model, not a curated record.